AUGGCAUCAGCAUCGUGUAGAGCUCGCCGAGACGAGUCGAGCGAUAUACGGGAGUCGAGAGAAGCUCGGCUAAGUCGAAAACGGCGAAAUUCCGCACCAGGAAAGCGCAAGCCGUCGCGGGCGGCGUCGCACGCGGCCAUCACAAACAUUCCCGAAGACGUAGUCCUGGCCGAGCAGGACCGAGCCAGCCAGCCAGAGAUUCUUGGACCAUCGAAGAGAGCAGGUCAAGAGGAGUUCGUAGAUGUACAACAUGACGUGCGUGGAAUGCGAAGCAGGUGCAGGACCCGGGUCCGAAACGGGACAAGGAGCGGAGGAAAGACGCCCGUCGGCCUGACCACGUCUCGCGGAAACGGGAGACUAUACAAUCUUUUCAAAGCUGAGGCCUAUGAAGAAUUGCUUGGUGGCGUAAAACUUCCUUGCUAA
Cylicocyclus nassatus is the source of this 423-nucleotide messenger RNA. The record is from the annotation of a GenBank genome assembly. Lineage: Eukaryota; Metazoa; Nematoda; Chromadorea; Rhabditida; Strongylidae.